Molecule: messenger RNA, 2630 nt
Organism: Protopterus annectens (West African lungfish)
Lineage: Eukaryota; Metazoa; Chordata; Ceratodontiformes; Protopteridae
Gene: CXXC1
Product: CXXC finger protein 1
Exons: 16
Coding region: 128-1888 (586 amino acids)
Biological process (GO): positive regulation of DNA-templated transcription
Cellular component (GO): Set1C/COMPASS complex
Molecular function (GO): DNA binding; zinc ion binding
Source: RefSeq, a predicted model, not a curated record
UGAACCGGAAACGGAAACUGUUUGCUCCUGUUGUGUAUACUUUUUUUCUGUGGUUAAUUUAUUUUUUUUCGAGAACCGUAGGAAUCUGCGUAAUUUCAUCUAGGCAUUGUUUUUGGGGGGGUUCGUCAUGGACAGUGAAUUGUCUGACCUUGAGAUGGCGUCAGCAGGGGGCAACAAGACUGAUGAAAAUGCCCCAGUGUACUGCAUCUGCCGCAAGCCAGACAUUAACUGUUUCAUGAUUGGCUGUGACAACUGCAAUGAAUGGUUUCAUGGGGACUGUAUCAACAUCACAGAGAAGAUGGCUAAAGUCAUCCGGGAAUGGUACUGCCAGCUAUGUCGAGAUAGGAACCCCAACUUGGAAAUUAAAUACCGACAUAAAAAAACAAAAGAUACGGAUCGCGAAAAAGCAGAGGAAAGGAAAAAAGAAGCACAAGAUAUGAAAAGUGAUCGGAAAAAGGUUUCAAAGUCCUCGACAUCUUCUAAAGUCAUUGCUGGAAUCGGAAGGCUAAUGCAGAUCAAGCGUUCAGCACGCAUGUGUGGAGAAUGUGAAUCCUGCAUGCGGACUGAUGACUGUGGCCAGUGUGAUUUCUGCCGAGACAUGAAGAAAUUUGGAGGGCCCAACAAAAUUCGGCAGAAGUGCCGCCUUCGACAAUGCCAAGUGCGAGCUCGGAAACUGCUACGGAUUCGAGAUGAAGAAUUACAAGCCUUCAAGGAACAACUGGAGUUAGCUGCCCCUCCUCCUGACCCUUUAUCAGAAGAUGAAGAGCUUCCCACUGAUUUGGACCUUUUCCAGGAGUACAGUGCUGGAGUCUUUGAUGAUCACAACUUGCCAUGGCUGAGUGAUCCAGAUGAUUCGCCAUUCCUAGACUCAGUGAUGCGCAAGCGAGCAGUGAAAGUGAAGCACGUGAAAAGGCGAGACAAAAAGUCAGACAAAAAGAAGGAAGAGAAGUACAAGAGGCAUAAACAGAAGCAGAAGCACAAGGAGAAAAGCAAGCAUGUGGAUCGAGUGGAGGGGAAAGAUUCCUCUUCCCUGCAGCAGUGCCUUGGGCCAGGUUGUGUUCAAGCAGCACGUUCUAAUUCAAAAUACUGCUCAGAGGACUGUGGCAUGAAAUUAGCUGCCAAUCGUAUCUAUGAAAUUCUACCACAGAGAAUCCAGCAGUGGCAGCAGUCGCCCUGCAUUGCAGAAGAGCAUGGUAAAAAGCUACUGGAGAAAAUACGACGAGAACAGCAACAGGCCCGUAUGAGACUGCAGGAGAUGGAGCGCAGAUUUCAUGAACUGGAGGCUGCUAUUAUGAAAGCAAAGCAGCAGACCAUUAAGGAAGAUGAAGAGAUGAGUGAAGGUGAAAGUGAUGAUACUGAUCUGCAGAUUUUCUGUGUUUCAUGUGGACAUCCUAUCAACCCAAAAGUAGCUCUUCGGCACAUGGAGAGGUGCUAUGCCAAGUAUGAAAGUCAGACCUCAUUUGGUUCCAUGUACCCGACACGGAUAGAGGGAGCAACUCGUCUCUUCUGUGAUGUCUACAAUCCUCAAAGCAAAACCUACUGUAAGAGAUUGCAGGUGCUAUGUCCAGAACAUUCACGAGAUCCAAAGGUUCCAGCAGAUGAAGUAUGUGGCUGCCCUCUGGUGAAAGAUGUCUUUGAAUUGACUGGAGAAUUCUGCCGCGUACCAAAGCGUAAAUGUAACAGGCACUACUGCUGGGAGAAGCUGCGUCGUGCUGAGGUAGAUUUGGAGAGAGUUCGAGUGUGGUACAAGCUGGAUGAGCUAUUUGAGCAGGAGCGAAAUGUACGGAUGGCUAUGACAAACCGUGCAGGACUACUGGCUUUAAUGUUGCAUCAAACCAUUCAACAUGACCCUGUUACUACAGACCUUCGGACGAAUGUGGACCGUUGAAGAGAUACCAUCAUGGAAGUGCAGAGAACAGAGUUUCUUGGCAAAUGCCAUUUUAAGUAUAAAAGUAUUAUUGGACUACUGGCUUUUUAUAACUUUACUGAAGGCGAUGACAACCAGGAUGGUCCUUCACAUUUUUUUAUAUAAUGAAAACACUGUGUACUACAUCUACUUUUUGUAUAUUUAUGUAUAUGUGUGAGAGAGAGGGAGAGAAGGUGUGUGUGCGUGUGUGUGCAUGUGUAUAUGUAUAUAUACUUUUUUGUGUAUAGAACCAUGCAUCUCCCAAAGGAAACCUGGAUUACAUAUUUCUGACAAGUGGUAAAAGAAACUCAAUCACUGCAUUUUCUGUGGGUGGAGCAAAACCUGCAUUUUUUCCUCUAUGAAGUGAAGAAAUGUUGUGGACUUCAGCAUUCCUACUUAUAAGUAUAAUACAACAGCUACCUUGCAGAUGUUUUAUUGUAAAUCACCACUACAUUGGUAACAAUGGCCAGUGAUAUUUCUGUUCCAGUAACAGAUUGUCAGAAAAUGCAAGUGUGUGAUUUUCAGUAAACUUGUUGGAUCCAAGCAAAAAAUGUUGAUAAACUUUUAUUGUAAUUUUUUUUCUAGAUGCAAGUCCUAUUUUGUAGAUUCAAAGCUAGCCCUUUUAAAUUAGUAUCUGGCGAGGAGUAGACCUUCUCAAUUAAUUAAAACAAUGCAAUUAUAUUCUAAUGUUCUUUUGUUUAAAGAAUAAAAUUAGUAAAGUGUU